CACAAAACCAAGGGGCUCAGAUCGGAUGAAUGAAAUGAAAUCAAAACAGGCACCUCUCUCACCUGGCUCUGCCCUCUGUCAAAGCUUCUACUCAGCUCAAAAGUAGAUGCCCUAAGUGCCAUUGUCCAUUUUCAUUGUUCGAUCGGAACCUCACUUUCUUCAUCUCUCUUUCGUUCAAUGGGAAAGACAAGGACUAUCAGAUGCAUGUAGCUCAGUUGCAUUAGAGCUGGUUGUCAUGGGUGGCAUUUCCUGUUUUCAUAGUCAGUUUUGAGUUUAAACCUUUUAAAGACAAAUUUGGGUCUGAAUUGUGUGGUUCAAGUUUAUUGUGGUAAAAACAGUUACUAAGCAUAUAGCAGUUAUGUUAUUCAUCGGUAAUCAACCUUCCUGAUAUACCUGAUGUAUGUAUCCUUUCAUUAUAAAUAUUAAAUUGGUUCCAUUAUUGCUGGAAAUACUAAGCACAUAGAAUUGGCGACAUUUUUCAGUGAAACUGGAUGUCUUGAAUGUAUCUACUUUUCAAGUCAGUUUUUUGGACCAAAUAUUCCAAAUUUACUGUUGACAGAAAGUGUUGGAGCAGUGGUAUUUGUGAUUUUAGCUCUAGUAUCUAGAUAUUUCUGAGACUGAGCAUAUGGAUGCUUCCCCUGCCCAAGAGAGUAAUCGGACUAGGAAAAGUUCUAGUCCUAAACAGAAUAUUUUAGAAGAGGCCAGAAAACUUUCUGAAAGUGUGUGUAGCGAAUCGUCAGAGCAGAAACGUCCCUCUGAAAAUGGACAGCAUGAGCCAGCAGAAAUCAGCCCUGUGCUAUCCAAUUGUAUUGUUACUGAACAGUCAGAACUGCCUCCAGAAGAUGUGGGUGAUACAAUAUUAGGAUUGCCUCCAGCAGAUGUGACCAAGAAUUCUCUUACUGAACAUUUGGGAUUGCCUCCAGAAGAUGCAAUCAAGAAUGAUGGAACUGAACAAUUGGGGUUUUUUCCUGAAGUUGUGACCAAGAGUUCUAUUAUUGAAAAAUUAGGACAAUCAGAGCCACCUCCUGAAAAUGUGGCCCGGUAUUCUGGUCUUGACCAGUCAGGGUCAGCACCCAAAGAUUUGGCCAAUAAAAGAACUGCAAAACUAGUUAAAAGAAAAUAUAAAUUGAGAUCUUCAGUAAGCGGUUCCCGGGUUUUACGCUCAAGGUCACAAGAGAAACCUAAAGCUUCACAGCCAAGUGAUAAUUUUGUAAAUGCCAGUGCUAGCAGAGAAAGGAAAGGAAGAAAGAAGAAAAGGAUGAAUAAAACAACUGCAGAUGAAUUUGCGAGAAUCAGGAAACAUCUUAGAUAUUUACUGAACAGAAUGAGCUAUGAGCAAAAUCUGAUUGAUGCUUAUUCUGCCGAAGGUUGGAAAGGACAAAGUGUGGAAAAAUUAAAGCCAGAGAAGGAACUUCAACGUGCCUCAUCUGAAAUUUCUCGUCGCAAACUGCAAAUACGUGAUCUAUUUCAACAUCUUGAUUCAUUAUGUGCUGAAGGAAGGUUUCCAGAAUCUUUAUUUGAUUCUGAAGGGCAGAUUGACAGUGAGGAUAUAUUCUGUGCUAAAUGUGAGUCCAAAGACAUGUCUGCUGAUAAUGACAUAAUACUCUGUGACGGUGCUUGUGAUCGUGGAUUUCACCAGUUUUGUCUGGAACCGCCAUUGUUAAAAGAAGAAAUUCCUCCUGAUGACGAGGGUUGGCUGUGCCCUGCAUGUGAUUGCAAAGUUGACUGCAUGGACCUGCUUAAUGACUCUCAAGGAACAAAACUUUCUGUAAUUGAUAGCUGGGAGAAGGUUUUUCCUGAGGCAGCUGCAGCUGGGAAUAACCAGGAUAACAACUCUGGAUUUUCAUCAGAUGAUUCUGAGGAUAAUGAUUAUGACCCCGAUUGUCCAGAGGUUGAUGAGAAGGGUCAGGGAGAUAAGUCAAGUUCUGAUAAAUUUGAUGAAUCUGAUGAAUUUGACGAAUCUGAUGAAUCUGAUUUCACUUCUGCAUCUGAUGAUAUGGUGGUCUCACCAAAUAAUGAGCAGUGUUUGGGGCUUCCUUCUGAUGAUUCAGAGGAUGAUGAUUUUGAUCCUGAUGCUCCAGAAAUUGAUGAACAGGUUAAUCAGGGGAGUUCAAGUUCUGAUUUUACAUCUGACUCCGAGGAUUUUACUGCCACUUUAGAUCGCAGAAACUUCUCUGACAACGAGGAUGGUCUUGAUGAGCAAAGAAGAUUUGGUAGGAAGAAGAAAGAUACUUUAAAGGAUGAGCUCUUAUCCGUGUUAGAGUCAAAUUCUGGUCAAGAUAAUGCACCUCUGUCUGCAAAGAGACAUGUAGAAAGGCUGGAUUACAAAAAGCUGCAUGAUGAGGCAUAUGGAAAUGUUUCUUCUGAUUCAAGUGAUGAUGAAGACUGGACAGAGAAUGUUAUACCAAGAAAGAGGAAGAAUCUUAGUGGUAAUGUUGCCUCAGUGUCACCAAAUGGAAACACUUCAAUCACUGAGAAUGGGACAAAUACCAAGGACAUAAAGCACGACUUGGAAGCAGCUGGAUGCACUCCCAAGCGAAGAACUCGUCAGAAGCUGAACUUUGAAAGCACAAAUAAUUCACUUGCUGAGUCACAUAAAGAUUCUCGAAGUCCUGGUUCUACUGGUGAAAAAAGUGGGCAAUCAUCAUAUAAAAAACUUGGAGAAGCUGUAACUGAGAGACUCUACAAAUCCUUCCAGGAAAAUCAGUACCCUGAUCGUGCUAUGAAAGAAAAAUUGGCAGAAGAGCUGGGAAUAACGAGCCGGCAGGUUAGCAAAUGGUUUGAGAAUGCCCGUUGGAGCUUUCGCCAUCGACCACCCAAGGAAGCCAGUGCGGGUAAAAGUGCUGUGAAAAAGGAUGCAUCCACGUCUCAAACAGAUCAAAAGCCUGAGCAAGAAGUGGUUCUUAGAGAAAGUUCUCACAAUGGAGUGGGAAAAAAGGAGUCGCCCAAAGCAGGUGCUUCGAAGGUAGACCGCAGCAAGGAAGCCAAUGCAGGUAAAAGUGCUGUGAAAAAGGAUGCAUCCACGUCUCAAACAGAUCAAAAGCCUGAGCAAGAAGUGGUUAUUAAAGAAAGUUCUCACAAUGGAGUGGGAAAAAAGGAGUCGACCAAAGCAGGUGCUUCGAAGGUAGACCGCUGCAGUGGAGCUAAGAGGAGAAGGAAAUUGGCAACUGAUGGAAGCCAUAGACAGAAAUCUUCAACUCCCAACUCUACAAGACAAAAGACAAAGUCAAAUCAUGAAGCAUCUGAGGCAACCAAUGGAAGCAGAAGGCAGAAUUCUUCUACUCCCAAGUCUAGAAGGCAAAAGACUAAGUUAGCUGGUGAAGCGUCUGAGGCAACUGGUGGAAGCAGUAGACAGAAUUCGUCAACCCCAAAUUCUAAAAGGCGAAAAACCAAGUCAGAUCAUGAAGCAUCUAAUCCGGUCUUAAGCGGUAAGAAGAUAGCAAAGACGGCAAAGAGCUCAUCUGGCACACCAAAAACAAAGGAAAAGCUAAGUGACAGAAUCCAAACAAGAAGUAGGAAAUCUAUUGCUUGAGAAUUUGAGCUUUGAUCAUCUGAAAGAAAACUAAUUUUUGCUGGUUUUAUUACUUGUAAGAGCAAGAUCUCAUGGGAAGAGCUGCCAGAGUUAAUUUUCAAGGAUUCACUUUUCCUCGGAAGGUUGUCCCAAUUGUUGAUCGGUAAUUUUAAAAAGGAUAGUUCUUUUUCAUGUGGGUUGCCUUGAACUCUUCUUAUAUUAGAGCUAAAUAAAGCUGUUCAGCUAAACUAAAA
Molecule: messenger RNA, 3765 nt
Organism: Vitis vinifera (wine grape)
Lineage: Eukaryota; Viridiplantae; Streptophyta; Magnoliopsida; Vitales; Vitaceae
Product: homeobox protein HAT3.1
Exons: 9
Coding region: 626-3532 (968 amino acids)
Biological process (GO): chromatin organization; regulation of DNA-templated transcription
Cellular component (GO): nucleus
Molecular function (GO): DNA binding; chromatin binding
Source: RefSeq, a predicted model, not a curated record